Molecule: messenger RNA, 759 nt
Organism: Cucumis sativus (cucumber)
Lineage: Eukaryota; Viridiplantae; Streptophyta; Magnoliopsida; Cucurbitales; Cucurbitaceae
Product: probable carbohydrate esterase At4g34215
Exons: 1
Coding region: 1-759 (252 amino acids)
Source: RefSeq, a predicted model, not a curated record
AUGGCUGGUCGAGGUGGGGUUGAGAACAAUGCUCAAGGAAAACUCCAGUGGGAUGGGCUAGUCCCACCAGAAUGUCAACCUCAACCAUCCAUCCUACGAUUGAACCCUGAUCGCCAAUGGGAGAUAGCACGAGAGCCACUCCAUUUGGGAAUUGACAUCAAAAGGACCCCUGGAAUUGGUCCCGGUAUCGCAUUUGCUCAUGAACUCCUAGCCAAAGCUGGACCAAAUGCUGGCGCUGUGGGUUUAGUUCCAUGUGCCAGAGGUGGCACUUUAAUUGAAGAGUGGGUUAAAAAUCCUAGCAAUCCUAGUGCAACCUUUUACCAAAACUUCAUUGAACGAAUCAAAGCAUCAGAUAAAGAUGGUGGGGUUGUGCGUGCGCUUUUCUGGUUCCAAGGAGAAAGCGAUGCAGCUAUGAAUGACACCGCUAUUAGAUACAAAGACAACCUAAAGAAAUUCUUCACUGACAUUCGCGAUGACAUAAAACCUAGAUAUUUGCCCAUCAUUGUUGUUAAAAUAGCUCUGUACGACUUUUUUAGGCCGCACGAUACUCAUAACUUGCCAGCAGUGAGGGAAGCACAAGAAGCAGUCAGUAAGGAGUUGCCUGAUGUGGUGGCUAUCGAUUCGUUGAAAUUACCUAUAAACUACACAACAAAUGAAGGCAUCAACCUAGAUCAUGGCCAUUUUAACACCACAACCGAAAUUACUUUGGGAAAAUGGUUGGCUGAAACCUACCUCUCCCACUUUGGUCAAUUACUCUAA